AUGCUUCUCUCAAAUGCUGUGAUUCUCUUAGCUGUCGGUAGUGUCCAAGCCACUAGCUUCACCGAAUACAUCUCGGACACAUACGAUCACCUCAAGCCAAGAGUAGCUGAAACAUAUGAGAGUAUUAGCACGAGAGCCGCCGGAACAUACAACACCAUCAACACCAAGCUCUUUGCUCGCAAAGACUCAUGUCCUCCAGUAUGGACAUCCAUUGCUGCCGAGUUAAAGACUAUGUACUGGGACCCAGCGACCAAACAAUGCAACGACGACGCCCGAGCUGCCAUCAGGGAAGCCUUCCAUGACUGCGGCGCCUGGCAAAAGUCCAACGGCCUCGUCGGCGGUUGUGACGGCUCUCUCAUCCUCUCUGUCGGCAAUGAUGAGCUCCUCCGCGGCGAAAACAACGGUCUUCAAGACAUAUCCACCAAACUGCUCGCCCUGCAACAAAAAUACAACAAAUCAUCUACUCCUGUCUCUGUAGCAGACCUCAUCCAAUUCUCCGGCAACAUAGCAGUCGUCACCUGUCCCGGCGGCCCCCAAAUCAAAACCUACAUCGGCCGCCGCGACUCCAGCGUCCCCGCCCCACCAGGUCUCCUACCAGAUGUCCACGCCCCCGCUGCAGACCUCUACAAACUGUUCCAGGACAAAGGAUUUGACGCAAAAGAACUCGCUGCUCUGCUCGGUGCGCACUCGACGUCAAAGACCUUCCAUGUCCCAGAGAUUCCCGUCGGUGCGCAACAGGAUACCACGCCGGGUCUUUGGGAUGUGAAAUACUAUCAAGACACGCUUACGCCUCCACAGGGCGUGUUUGUUUUGCCUUCUGAUAAGGCGCUUGCUGCGCACCCAGAAGUUGGGAAAGAGUUCAAAGGUUUCGUUGGGGGACAGGGGAAGUGGACGGGAGAUUUUGCUAAAGCGCAAUCUGAUCGAUUGCACGAAUCUGAUUCCGAAAUCUAG
Messenger RNA from Glarea lozoyensis ATCC 20868, 951 nucleotides. RefSeq names its product Heme-dependent peroxidase. The transcript has 2 exons. Gene Ontology annotation, molecular function: peroxidase activity; heme binding. Gene Ontology annotation, biological process: hydrogen peroxide catabolic process; response to reactive oxygen species; cellular response to oxidative stress. NCBI's taxonomy places the organism in Eukaryota, Fungi, Ascomycota, Leotiomycetes, Helotiales, Helotiaceae. Bases 1 to 951 code for a protein of 316 amino acids. The record is from RefSeq and is a predicted model, not a curated record.